Molecule: messenger RNA, 1949 nt
Organism: Brachypodium distachyon (stiff brome)
Lineage: Eukaryota; Viridiplantae; Streptophyta; Magnoliopsida; Poales; Poaceae
Exons: 17
Coding region: 124-1530 (468 amino acids)
Source: RefSeq, a predicted model, not a curated record
GGAGUGGAAAAAAACGAGAAGAAGAAGAAUCCACCAAGCGAAAGCGAAGCAUCCCGCAUUUCUCCAUCUCGAUCAAGCCAGAGCGGCGCAGCGCACCGAGCACCGCCCCACGACGCCGGGAAGAUGACGCAAGACCAGGCCGGGCUCGCCUCCGGCUCCGGGGACCCAGAAACGCCGCCGGAGCGCGCCGCGGGCGAGGGCGCCUCCUCCUCCGCCGCCGGCAGGCUCCCCUCCCGCAACGCCUCCUCCAAGUACGACUUCGUCAAGGUCAAGGUCUGGCUCGGGGAGAACGCCGACCACUACUACGUCCUCUCCAGGUUCCUCCUCAGUAGGAUGCUCACCGUCACCAAGAUUCCGAACCAUGUUGCCAUCAAGAUUGCCCUUGAACUCAAGAAGUUGCUCGUCGACAACAGCCUCCUCGAUGUUUCACAGAGUGACUUAGAGGCCAAUCUUUUCAAGCUGAUGGAGAAACGAGGAUACGGAGAGGACUACAUUAGUCGGUAUAAAAUGAUGACCAGAUUCCAUCAUCAAAGAGUACCACUAGUAAUUUUGGUGUGUGGAACUGCUUGCACUGGAAAAUCAACAAUUGCUACACAACUUGCUCAAAGGCUCAAUUUACCAAAUGUUUUACAGACAGACAUGGUCUAUGAGUUGUUGCGGACAUCAACAGAUGCCCCACUAACUUCGGUACCUGUGUGGGCUCGCGAUUUUAAUUCACCUGAAGAACUUAUCACAGAAUUUUGCAGAGAAUGCAGAGUUGUUCGCAAGGGUUUGGCUGGUGAUUUGAAGAAAGCAAUGAAAGAUGGGAAGCCAAUUAUAAUAGAGGGAAUACAUUUGGAUCCAAGUAUUUAUCUGAUGGAUGAGGAGAAUGCUGACGCUAAUUCCAGAAUGGAGAAAAAGGCAGAAUCUGACAAUUCAGCCGUCUCUGUGGAAAAUAAAAUAGAACACCAAUUUGAAAAUGGGCUAUCUGAGAACAGAAUAAGUGUUACAAAUGAAGAUAUUGCAGAAGGUCAUAAAUUCAAGCCUGAGGAGAGUAGAACCAAUGAAGGGCUGUCUGGUGCUGACAGCCACGGGAUAAGCUCUUCUGAGGCUAGAGAUUCUAAAGAGAAAAAUCCCAAAGCUGAAGGUAUGUCAAGUUAUACAGGCAAUGGACAUAAAGAUUUGGACCAACAGAAGAACACCACCACCAAGAAAGACAAACCUGCUGCUGAGCCGAUAAUUGUUCCAAUUGUGUUGAGGAUGUCCGAUUUUGAUCACAAGGCAUUAUUAGAGGAAUGGAUAGCCACUAGAGCUCUCAGAGAUAAUUGCCUUCCUCAGGAUCAUCGAAAGCUUAUAAACAACCUCAAACUUAUUCAGGACUAUCUUUGCUCUUUUGAGUCGCAGGGAUUGACUGUUGUUGACAUUUCAGCAAACUCAUUUCCUCAAACAUUAGAUUGGCUUCAUGGCUAUCUUCUUCAGUGCAUCGAGCGUGGUCUUCUGGCUGCAUGUUCAGAAAAUCCCAAGCAAGGGGGAAAAAGCCAAUUGACAUGACAGUGCCUAGAUGACAGUGACUAUUCUUGUGUUGCAGAUUUUCAGAGCCCUUGUGGGAUUUAGAUGGUUAUUUAUGUAUUUAGAAUCCUGGCAGCACCAAAAGUCCCUGUAAACAGAAAGGCUAGGAUGAUUCCGGAGCUCAGCAUGGUGUCUCUUCGCAUGCAUUUUUUUUCCUCUUAUUUUCUGGUGUAAUAUGUAUUACCUUUCCAGAUCAACGGUUAUUUGCCUUGGAUACAAUAGAUUAUCCUCUUUGAAGUGUGGUACCUUUCAUUUGUGUUGUAAUAUUUAGCAACUUGUGCAACACACGGCCUGGCAGAUGUGUGUGGCAGAUUGUAGAGCUAGAACAGGUUGCAAACCUAGUUGUCAAAAUAAUGUUUCUAUUUCUUGCAAAAAAAAUGAAAGGAAAACUCCCAAGACAA